AUGUCAAACGCUGAGGCAUUAAAUGAUAACAAAAAUGAUGAAGAUGAAUAUAAGGAAAAAACCCUUAACCUGUUUGACAAUGAUAAUUUUGUAUUAAAUAAUAGUGAUGAAGAAGAAUAUGCUUCAAAUAGUUAUGAUAAUAUUGAAGAUGAUGAUGAUGAAGAAGAAGUAGACAAUGAUGAGGAAGGUUUAGAAGAUCCUCCAUCGAGUGAUAAUAUGAGUUAUGACGACUUGGCUAGUCAACAUGAGGACGAUAAAUAUAAUGAAGAGGAAACAUUUAAUGAAGAUGAUAAUUAUAAUGAAGAAAAUAAAUAUAAUGAUGACGAAGGUAGUGAUGAAGGUUAUAUGAAAAAGAUUGAUGGAAAAUCACUUGGUUUAACAAAAAGGAUGAAGAAAAUAUAUAUAAAUAAAAAAGAAAAUAUUUAUCAUAAUCAAAUAGGAGUAUACAAAAAUGACAAACUUAUGAAGAAUGAAGAUAUUGAAGAUAGGAUGAAAUAUUUAUUAAUAUUAUUAAAUGAUACAAAGAAAAAUAAUAUUAAAAUAGAACGAUCUACAAUUAUUAAUGAACUACUUUUUUAUUAUACUUAUUAUUAUGAAUAUUCUAAAGAAAUGAUUAAAUAUUUAUAUUAUAUAUUUGAUAUAAAAGAACUAUAUCUUUUUCUUGAAAUAAAUAACAUGCCUAAAGAAAUACAUUUAAGAACAAAUACAUUAAAAAUAACAAGAAAUAAUCUUAUGAAAAUUUUGAAAAAUCAAAAUGUGUCGGUACAAGAAGGAGAAUCAUGGAAUCAUGUAGGAAUAACUAUAAAAGAUGUUAAUACUAAUGUAGGUUCAUUAAAUGAAUAUCUUUAUGGUUAUUAUAUUAUACAAUCAUCUUCAUCUCUUAUGCCAGUUCUUGAAUUAAAUAUACAAGAAGAUGAUAUGGUCUUAGAUAUGUGUGCAGCACCUGGUGGAAAAUGUACCUUCAUGUGUACCCUUAAAAAAAAUAGAGGAGUCGUUUAUGCGAAUGAUAUAAAUAAAUUAAGAUGUAAAGCUAUAGAAGCUCAUGCUUCAAGAAUGGGAAUAAAUAAUUUAAUCGUCACGUGUAUAGACGCUUUAAAAAUUCAAAAACAUUUAACAUUUCAAUUUGAUAAAAUUCUAUUAGAUGCUCCAUGUAGUGGUACAGGUGUUGUUAAUAAAAAUAAAACUGCCAGAAGAAAAACUAUCAAAGAAAUAAGAGAUCUUGCGCAAAAACAAAAAAUACUCUUAAAUAAUGCAAUUAAUCUUUUAAAAAAUGGAGGAAUUGUUGUAUAUUCUACUUGUAGUAUAAGUGUAGAAGAAAAUGAACAAGUCAUAAAUUAUAUACUCAAAAAAAGAGACGUGAAUUUAUUACCAACAAAUAUUAAUAUAGGUGACCCUGGGAUAACCCAAUAUAGGAAAAAACAAUUCUCAAGCAAAAUCUCCUUAUGUAAAAGAAUUUAUUUACAUAAACAUAAUCAUGAUAACUUCUUUAUAGCUAAACUAAUCAAAAGAUCAGACGCAGUAUUUACUAAUAAAGAUAAGAAUUCAAAUGAAAAAAAGAAAAACAAAGACAAAGGCAAAAAAAAAAAAAAAAAAAAUGAUAAUCGUAAUAAUAUAUCACAAACAAAUCUAACAAACCAUCAACAUGUUGAAUACAACAAAAAUGAAAUCAAGAAAAAUAAUAAAUUGACAAAUAAAAAGAAAGAAAAUAUUAAUAAACAUAAAAAUGAAAAACAACAACAAACAUUAAAUGUUCCCAAAAAAAAUGAACAUUUUAAAAUAAACAAUAAGGAAAUAAAUAAAAAAAAUAAAAAAUAUAAGGAAGGAAAAAAGGAAAAGAAAAAUAAAAAAAAUAAGAAUAAUAAGAAAAAUAAAAAAAAUAUGAAAAAUAUUAAGAAUAAAGUAUAA
This is a messenger RNA of Plasmodium falciparum 3D7, 1905 nucleotides long. It is a transcript of the gene NSUN3, whose product is annotated as putative RNA cytosine C(5)-methyltransferase. Gene Ontology annotation, molecular function: S-adenosylmethionine-dependent methyltransferase activity; RNA binding; methyltransferase activity. Gene Ontology annotation, biological process: RNA processing. The record is from RefSeq and is a predicted model, not a curated record. NCBI's taxonomy places the organism in Eukaryota, Apicomplexa, Aconoidasida, Haemosporida, Plasmodiidae.